CGAACCCUUGUGGUACUCUGGUGUACUGCAACUGCUGUCCAUUGUAGGUAAAUGAGAAAAUUUCCCUGCACUCCUGAGCAUUUCUGUUCUGGUGUGAGUUGUUGAGUGCAGUGUAAGGGUUUGGUACUGGAAUGGCGGGUGUGGCUAAAAUGUAAUUAAUCGCCCUUAAGUCGUGUGCCAUGCGAUAUUUACCUGCCUCUUAGUUGCAGUGUUUAUAUGUUACUAUCUAGCAUUUAGUUAUAGCUAGUCUGCUAAUUCUUGUCAUUCGUGUCCUCUUGGCCGCAGUACAGCUAAUGUAAACUAUUGUAAGGAUUUAAUUAAGUCAAGGUGUGAAUCAUUACAUGCUAGCUUGUGUUAGCUUAUAGUUUAGCUUCAACACACAGCAGAAAAAGGACGGAAACGGACAGAAACACAUAACUAGCGAUUUAGCUUAGACAUUUAGGGCAAUAUUACAUCAAUACACAGUAUUAUUCUACCUUAAAAAUUAAUGAAGGCGGCUGUCAGGGGCGGGUCGGACUAGUGUAUUAAAGUGUUUCGACUCCGCCCAGCGAAGCUCCCAUGUUAUGAAAGCGGGUGUGAUAAGAGGAGUCCUCAGGCUGCAAGGCUCGGAAACUGUUGUGGGCAGCCGCCCCUACAGUUGGAGUGCACCCGUAUUCUGACCUUUAUGGUAAAAGCAUUGAAACCUGAUUGAAACGGCCCAGAGCUGACAUGCAGGAUCCACUACAGUUGUCAACAAUGCUUCGUGUCACCGCUGCCUCCUUGUGCACCUACUGCCAGAGGAUGAGGCUCCUCCUCCCUCCCUCUGCCUCCACAGUGACUUCUCCCAACAAAAGACCGGAGAACCAGCACACAGUGGACUCCCUCUAUGAACUGUCAGUGGACAUUCGAAAGAUACGCAAGUUCAAGUGCUGGGUUCUGUCUGAGAGUUCUGCGUAUGUGUCUGAAACUGCUGACCUGUUGAGGGACAUGGGUGCAGACGCAACAGUAAUCACCCGCAUCCUGGAAACUCACCCUGAAGCUGUUCUGUGUCGGCCGGAGGACAUGGCCGCCCAGCGAGACCUUUGGGUGUCUGUGUGCCCCAACAAGCGUGAACUGAUGAGCGUCAUUGAGAAGUUCCCGGCUUCUUUCUUCACAUUAACUCACCAUAGCAACCAGCAGGCGAACAUCCUUUACCUACAGAGUCUUCGCCUCAGCAAGAGGAUCAUUGGCAAGCUGAUGGCCAGCGCCCCGCAGAGCUUCAGCCGACCUGUGGAGCGGAACCAGGAGGUCAUCCACACUCUGAGGGAGACCUACCUGGACCUGGGCGGAAAUGAGGGCAACCUGCGCCUCUGGCUGCAGAAGCUCCUCAGCCAGAACCCGUACAUCCUGCUGCGGCCGGCUGAAGCCUGGAGGGACAGUCUGGGCUUUCUGAGGGAACAGGGCUUCACCACAGAGGAGCUCCUCAGCCUGGUCUCAAGCCUCAGAGCCUCCAUUGCAGAGCUGCAGCCAGAGGCCAUGCAGCAGGCGCUGUCCUACAUCGAAGGGGCUCUCGCCUGCUCCAAGGACGAACUCAAGCAAAUAGUGAUCUGCUGCCCGGCCAUUUUGUACUACUCCUUGCCCAUCCUGGCGGGGCGGUUGCAAGGAUUGAUGGAUGUUGGCGUGAGCAUGGAGCAGGUGAAGGAAUCUCCAAAUGUCCUGGAGCUCACCACGCAAAUUGUGCUUUAUCGCAUCCAGAAGCUGGCCUCCUAUGGGUAUGAUGUGCGCUCUGGCACCCUGGGUGUUAUUGUGGGAACUAAGAAGGACUUUGAGAUGAGUUAUAGCAAGCUGCACCUCAGGCAGCAGCGGCCGCUCUUCAACCCUGUAGCUCCCCUCAGAUCUGCUGAGGACUGAACGUCAGAAGUUGUUGAUAUGCUGCAAUUUGCUGUUUUAUAGGGAGGGUUUGCGGGAAAAUGUUUUAUGAAUGUUGUUCGAUGCUGAUUUUGAGAAGGGGUUCACAACUUCACCUUUGUGCAAGAUGCAUAAAGAAGUGAGGCAGUUUGAAAUACCAAAAUUCCACCAAUACAGUACUUGUAAUAUUGAAAACAUUAUUAUGAAGCUAAUGGGUUUCGGCCUGUGGCUUUCAUCAGGGUCCUUUGACUUGACACUGUGACUCAAUUUUAGGAAAUGGAAAUUCACUACUGUAACUAACAAAUUGAUUGUGGUAACAUAACAUGUCAGAUGAGCAAUAAAUGCCAUCUCUAAA
Siniperca chuatsi (mandarin fish) is the source of this 2221-nucleotide messenger RNA. RefSeq names its product transcription termination factor 2, mitochondrial-like. Bases 709 to 1869 code for a protein of 386 amino acids. Gene Ontology annotation, biological process: termination of mitochondrial transcription; regulation of DNA-templated transcription. Gene Ontology annotation, cellular component: mitochondrial matrix. Lineage: Eukaryota; Metazoa; Chordata; Actinopteri; Centrarchiformes; Sinipercidae. Gene Ontology annotation, molecular function: double-stranded DNA binding. The transcript is spliced from 3 exons. The record is from RefSeq and is a predicted model, not a curated record.